AGAGCGUCAACAGUUUUAUUCCCAAGGGUUGAAGAAUCAACCAUCGUAUCGUCGUUCAUGGUUUACAGUGUGAGCUUGAAAUUGAGAUUGAGAUCAAGUGUCAGGAAUAACACUGGAAGCAUCCCGUCGGCAUGGAUGAGCUGCAAAUAUCUCCUGCUGAUCAUGGGGGUACUCCAGGUAAGGAUCAACAGGCGGCAGGGGUAGGGAUUCUUCUUCAGAUUAUGAUGCUUGUCCUUUCAUUCAUUCUUGGCCAUGUUUUACGGCGUCAUAGAUUCUAUUAUCUUCCUGAAGCAAGCGCCUCCCUUUUGAUUGGGUUAAUUGUUGGUGGACUUGCGAAUAUUUCGAAUACAGAAACUAGUAUCAGGGCCUGGUUCAAUUUUCAUGAGGAGUUCUUCUUCCUUUUUCUGUUGCCCCCCAUCAUAUUCCAAUCAGGAUUCAGUUUAGCACCUAAACCAUUCUUUUCAAACUUUGGAGCCAUUGUGACAUUUGCAAUUUUGGGAACAUUUAUUGCCGCAAUGGUUACAGGUCUCUUGGUGUAUCUUGGUGGUGCAAUGUAUCUCAUGUAUAGACUGCCGUUGGUUGAGUGUUUGAUGUUUGGUGCUCUUAUUUCAGCAACAGACCCUGUCACGGUUCUCUCCAUCUUUCAGGAACUUGGCACAGACACUAAUCUCUAUGCUUUGGUUUUUGGUGAAUCAGUUUUGAAUGAUGCAAUGGCAAUUUCUCUGUACAGGACAAUGUCAUUGGUGAAGAGUCAUUCGUCAUCAGGAGAAAAUUUCUUCUUGAUAGUCGUCAGGUUUCUUGAGACUUUUGUGGGUUCCAUGUCAGCAGGUGUUGGAGUUGGAUUCACAUCUGCUUUGCUAUUUAAGUAUGCAGGUUUGGACAUCGAUAAUCUACAGAACUUGGAAUGCUGUCUGUUUGUCCUUUUCCCAUACUUCUCGUACAUGUUAGCAGAAGGGCUUGGCCUCUCUGGUAUUGUGUCAAUUUUGUUCACCGGAAUGGUCAUGAAGCAUUAUUCUUUCUCAAACUUGUCAGAAAAUUCUCAGAGAUUUGUAGCUGCGUUCUUUCAUUUGAUAUCAUCUUUAGCUGAGACAUUUGUAUUUAUAUACAUGGGUUUUGAUAUAGCUAUGGAACAACAUAGUUGGUCCCAUGUGGGAUUCAUCUUCUUUUCUAUUAUAUUUAUUGGAUUAGCAAGGGCUGCAAAUGUAUUCACUUGUGCGUAUUUGUUGAACUUGGUUCGACCUGCACAACGACAAAUACCCGUAAAACACCAAAAAGCACUUUGGUACAGUGGACUUAGAGGGGCAAUGGCUUUUGCUCUUGCUUUGCAAUCAGUUCAUGAACUCCCAGAGGGACAUGGUCAGACAAUAUUUACUGCAACCACUGCAAUAGUUGUAUUAACGGUCUUACUUAUUGGAGGGUCAACAGGUACUAUGCUUGAAGCUUUACAAGUUGUAGGAGAUAAUCACGAAGGCCACUUGACUGACAGCUUCGAAUCUAACAUUGGUUACGUGGCUCCUUUUGAUGGAGAGUCAACAUCUGGGAACAGACUAAAGAUGAGACUUAAAGAAUUUCAUAGAAGUGCGGCAUCUUUCAGGGCAUUAGAUAGGAACUACCUUACACCGUUCUUCACAACUCAAACUGGAGAUAGGGAUGACAAUGACGAUAGUCAUGCCGAAGAUUCAUUGUUGAGGUCUAGAAGAGAAGGUUUCCAUUAGAGCAUAUUUGAAGAUGGAAUAGGAUGAUGAAUGUUAGAAUUCUGCAUCUCAGCUGGUAAUGAAUCUUGCAGAAACAUGUGCGUCCUGAGAAAGUGUUAGGCGUAGACAGAUACGAUACGGUUAGUAUACAACUUCUGUACAUGAUUAAAGUAUAUCAUUGGAAGUGUUAUUUACUUGCAUGACUGAAAAUUGCAUAGUUUUAGCAUGGAUUCAAGAUUUCCCGCUGGGUUGGUUACAUGGUAAAGUUGAUGGAUUUUGGCUGACUAGCUAAAUUUCAUAGCAAAAAGCACGUGUAUAUAAUGUUUGUCGUGUAUCACUUUGUACCCUUUCAAGGGGACUUAAUCGUGCAAAAGCAUAAACUCUACAAAGGCUUGCUA
Molecule: messenger RNA, 2092 nt
Organism: Cynara cardunculus var. scolymus (artichoke)
Lineage: Eukaryota; Viridiplantae; Streptophyta; Magnoliopsida; Asterales; Asteraceae
Product: sodium/hydrogen exchanger 6
Exons: 22
Coding region: 132-1715 (527 amino acids)
Biological process (GO): proton transmembrane transport; sodium ion transport; regulation of pH
Cellular component (GO): endosome; membrane
Molecular function (GO): sodium:proton antiporter activity
Source: RefSeq, a predicted model, not a curated record